ACACUGCACAGCUCCCCUCAGCCCUCCGUGCGAGGGCACGCACCCUCCGAUACCAGGGUGGCCUCCAGCUGAAACCUUCGCACCCCGCUACACAGCUGGAGCUGCUCGUGCUUGCAGCCCUUUCUGGGGCUCUGCCUCGAGUUGAGAGAUGGGGCCACACUCCAGCAUUGAACCGUCCUUCCCCUCGUUACCUGAAAGGCAGACAGGACCGCAGCCACCUUACCGACCGUAGCGCUCGCCAGCCUGGAGAGGCUUUUCUGCAACUGUGCCCCAUCUGCAUGUGCGCAGAAGACCCCUGGCUGAAGACCGCCCAAGGAGUCACCUCCUCCUCCCACACAGCGCUGUCCCCACCUGGGCUCCCUUUCACUCUCCUCUGACUCUCAGCGACAGCAGAGCCUGACAAGCAAGCAUGCUGCUGCUGACAGCGCUCCUGGCUGCAGCCGCUUGGUCCUAUGCAUUUGCACAAAAAAGUCCUGUGCAGACCCCUAGAUCCAUCACCAAGUUUCGAAAGAGUAUACGAAUGACAUGUGAAAUUCAGAUAUUAGGGGCAAGUUUUGAUGGCACCGUCAUACACUGGUAUCAACAGAAGGAGGGUAAAGCUCCAGAGAGGUUUCUGUACUUUUCAGGAGGGAAAGCUCACACUGAAAGUGGAUUUCAAGCACACAGGUACAUGGUUGAAGUGCUUUCUGGCCAGAACCGCUGUGUUCUUACAAUAAAAGAUGUCAUUCCAGACGAUGCUGCUACCUACUACUGCGCCUACUGGGAUACCGAUCAAAACCUAGUGUGGCCCACCUGGAUCAAAUACUUUGGCACUGGAACGAAGCUAAUUAUCUCUGACAAAGGAAGUUCCCCACCAGAAAACUCUGAAAUCCUGCAGAAGACCCAUGAAAAUCAGAUAACAUAUGUUUGCCUUAUUGAGAAAUUCUACCCAGAAGUUAUUCGGGUGACAUGGACCGAUGAAGAAAAUAAGGAGAUAACAGACAAUGUAGUAAAAGGAGACACUUGGAAGCCCGCAGAAGGGGAUGAAUACUCAGUCGGCAGCUGGUUAACUGUACCAGCGGAGAACAAACACAAGAACUAUUACUGCAAAUACGAACACGAAAGCCAACAGCAUUCACUGAUGACACGAGAUUCUAAAAAAAAUGCACUUCAGGACGAGGACUGCAGCACACAUCCUGGAAACGGCACUGUUUUUAAUAGAGAUCACUUGUUCCACAGGACAGCGUAUUUAGUAUACAUCGCCCUUCUACUGAAAAGCUCCAUGUACUACGUCAUCGUCCUCCUCUUCAUGUACAGAAUGUGGGCUCCAACCAAGCAACAAGGAAAGAAAGCAUAAAUGGGUGCUUGGACCAACACUAUUUGCUUGACAGCUGGGGCAGACUAGCAGAAAGAAAGUGCAGAAGCUGUUGCUGAGGCUCAAGCGGCAGCUCACUGAGCUCAAAGCACCGCCAGUCACCGGCCCUUCGCCACCACUUGCCAUAGGAGGCACAGCAGCCGGACACACACACGGCACGAACCAGGCCAGACUGCAACGGGUAACACAUUUGUUUGUUCAACUCAUGCGUGGGGGCAGAGAGGAAGAGAAAGAAUAGAUGGAGGGUGAGUCAGAGACAUCAGCCAUUCCUAUCUUCAAGCACAGUCACAAAUAAAAGAGCAAAAGGAAAACAUUUCCAGCAUGAGCAUAGUCUUUCAAAAUUUUCUGAAUCUUCCAGUUUGACUGUUUUACCCACAGCAAAAGGCUGGACCUCCUCUUAAAAAUACUAACUAACAGCUUGUGUUGCAUAGUUUUGAUCUGCUUUUUUGGUGAAAGCACUGUUUCCACCAAGAUUCCUCAGUCCACCAGCAACCAAAACCGGAUCACUGAGUCUCUGUUGUAUUUAACUAAAAUACAUUUUCCUUUUGAGCCAUUAGCGUGGUUUUAGUCCACAGUACUCACAGGGACCAUGCCACUGCGUAAGGCUUCAAGAACCUCCACGCAGGAAAGACUGACUGUACCUGCAGCCUCAGCAGAUGGCCCGGUAAGCAGGGUAUUUCAUUCAUGACCUGUAUUUCUCUAACUCGUGUUUUCCCCUCCAAAGUAUCUCCUGUGUCAAAACCAGACCUUAAUUUGCAGUGCACUCCUACCGCACAGCAUCAUGCUUAACGUUGUCCUGAUGCUUCAUCACCCCUAGACGGAGCUGCAGUCAUUUCUUAUGCCAAGACACCGCCAGGUUUCUUACUGUUUCAUCGAGUCCUAACUCUUCUUGAGAAAGCUUUUAACAUCCGUCUUGAAUACGGUCCAGUUCCCAGGAGGUACAGAGCAUACCUACUCGCCUUCAUAGAAGCUUGCAAAAUAAAUGCUAGUAAACUCCUUAAUGCAAGGGAAAACACACAGAAUGUGCAUAUGGGCUUACCAAAGCCAUGAAAGUUUAUGAAUACUUUAACCCCAGGGCUGGCUGUCCUGCUUCUGCUGCCCUCUACUUCUGGGGCAAAGAACCUUCUUCCUUCAGAAAGCUUUGGGAAAGGCUGACGGCUGAACUCUGGCACGCUCCUUUAGACAAGCUCUGGCGAAGAGUACCAGCCAGACAGCACUUCCACUAUGAAGAUGCUUUCUGAAACAAAGGUGUGGAAGGAACAAAAAUCCCUUCUUCAGCAAAGGUCUUCCAGCCUAGCUCAUCAUAGUGAAAUGCCAGGUCAGAAAGCAAGGGGCUGCCGAGCUUCAGAAGCCAGGUAACCAGCAUCUCACUAGGUAGCAAGAGACGCAGCUCAGACUCCUGGCAGAUUAGCGUUCCACAGGACACAGGGUCAAUAGUUCUGUUUUUCUUCCCUCACAACACCAUUAAGAGUGGGAAGAAACAUUGGUGAACCAUCUAGGUGAAUAUCAUUAAGGCAUAAAGACAGUGCUGUCAAAAAACCCCACUCAGAAACCGUUAAGGCAGCAAUUAAGCUGUGAAAAAUAGCACCAACAUUUAUAACUUUAAAAUUUAAGAUGGCAAAGGGUGCUGUUAGUGUUUGGUGGUUACUCCAAAGAUGAGAGAGCACAGCAUUCCUGGCUGCCACUCACCAGUCACUCCCAAAGGAGGGAAAUCUGACCACAUGUAGCCAACUCCAACCAAGGACAGCACCACAGAGGACACGGGGUAUGAUUGCAAUAGCUGCCGUGUGUUUGAAAGGUGCCGCCGUUCAUUUGUCACAGCCGCAAGCACGAGGCCAGCUCCCCUCCUCCCACUGCACUUUUCCUUUUGUACUGCACCCACACCAGUCGUUUCUGUUACAAACCUCUGCAACACUUCACUGCAAGCUGUUCCAAUCAUGCGUGCACCAAACACAGAAGUGGUACGGCCAGCUGCUCCUUCCUGCAAUACCAGCUUUGCAUCAAUUUAUCCUACAGAUGAUUCCAGGACUGUUCCUGCCACAGAGCUCUGGGAAAAAUACACCACAUCCCAAUGAGCUCGAUGGGGAUCACUCUGGGUUAAUCUGUGUAUUAGUCAACGCACACAAAUCAGAAAUUUAAAAGUCCGCAAACACAGAGACAAAGGACAGCCUUGGAGCUGGCUCCUCUGGUACAAUAUCUACUACUGGGAGGGUGACCAGGAGAAGCAGAUGGCUUGCACAGGCCCUGGGCACACAGGUUAGGUGCUCAGCAUUUAAGUGCACAGCCCUGGAGUCCAAGGCCCUGUCCCUCGUACUCCAAAAGGAAAAUCGGUUGUUUGAGAGUCAGGACUGACGGAGUCAGUGCUCAGAGAAAGGAGCUAACCUAAAGGAGGGCUCCCAGCCAUCCCGUUCCCUCGCUCGGGGGCUGACACAGGGCUUCUGCCCAGCAUGGCUCUGCAGCCUGGAGCAGCCUCUCUGGAAAAUGGGCUCUUUGGUCUUUCCCACUCCUGAAUGAGUCCCAAGCUUGACAAGAGGACUAGACACACAAAGCAAUGUAUAAACGCAGAAAAUACAAAAGAUCUCCUUUGCCAACAGGUAAUGGACUGAAGUGGACAGUGACAGGAGAGAGAAGCUGAUUGCUACCUGAACUCUUUUGUACUAAUAUCAGCACUUCUUGAAAGUGUGGAAGCUUAUUGCCUGUACUUAAAUAUUCCCUCAACACACACACCAGACGCUGUAAAAACACACAUGGUGCUCCAUUAGAUGAAACAAACACACCUACCCUUCAAUACAUGACUCUUUAGAGCCCAAAGGAAGAGGAGAGCGCUGCCCAACUUCAUCUGUCUGCUGCUCCUUCAUCUCCCAGAAGUUUACUCUGGGUGCUGAGCCAGUAAGUCCUCAUGGAACCACCCCACAGCCAGCCACCAGACGGCUCAACAGCUUCCCUUGUUCAGAAAGCUUUAAUGCUCACUAGAUCAUGCCCUGAAGAUAAUUCAGGCAAGCGCAGCUCUUUAAAAGACGAUGUCUACAACUGGGCUGCACAUGAACUCACUCCCAGCUGCACCUCUUGCCAUACAUCUUGCAUUCAAGAAAAUGUAAGUAAGUAUUGAAGUUAAUCCUCCUCGUGGUUUAAUUAGCAAUUAAAAGAACAAAAAACCUAACUAUUCCCUGGCACCGGGAAGUGCUAUUAAUUCCACUUCUCUCCGACUGUAUCUCCUGCCUUUCCCUUUACCCACAUCACACCCUGAAACACAUCUUCAACACAGCAUUUGUUAAUUUUUAAGCCACUGUAUCUUUUAAUUCAAAUUAUCCAUAGCUGUUUUUCACAAACUACACUGAGAAUAAAUUCUACAAAUGUG
Molecule: messenger RNA, 4712 nt
Organism: Falco peregrinus (peregrine falcon)
Lineage: Eukaryota; Metazoa; Chordata; Aves; Falconiformes; Falconidae
Product: immunoglobulin kappa light chain
Exons: 7
Coding region: 410-1336 (308 amino acids)
Source: RefSeq, a predicted model, not a curated record